GUGCGUCAUUGCGCAGCGGCGCGUCCAGCCCAUAGCGGUUAAUGAGAAUCCGCUGACAGAGCACAACCAGUUGUUUGUGCAGGCAUUUGUAUGCGCGGAUCAGCAGGUGCUUGUCCUUAAAACAAAACUGGAUGGAAGUCUCGAUUACGACCACACCGAUCUGAGGGAAAACUCUUGCCUUACGGACUCUUAUUUUACAGGAUGCGCUGACAUACAUGACAUGCUCGCGGCGAUCGGCAGUUACAGAUAAACUCCACCUGGUGUCUCCACUCCUUCAGCAGCCAUGGCUUUCUCCGUAUCUGGAGGGACCGCGUUCACCAUUCUCCUCAUUUGCAGGUUGUUAGAGAGCUCGCUGCUCAACGCAGAAGUGAAGGAAGGAGAGAUCCUGCCGCCUACCAUUCAGAGGCUGAUGAAAGGAUACAACAAGUACCUUAGGCCUUUCUUUGACAAUGGUCCUGUAACAGUGGGCAUGAGUCUGGAUAUCGCCAGCAUUGACACCAUCUCAGAGAUCAACAUGGACUACACCGCCACCAUAUUCCUUCGCCAGCGCUGGACAGAUGAGCGCCUGGUGUUUGAAGGCAACAAGAGCCUGAGUCUUGAUGGGCGGCUUGUGGAGCUCCUCUGGGUCCCUGACACCUUUAUCGUGGACUCCAAGAAGUCUUUCCUCCAUGACAUCACAGUGGAGAACAGACUGAUCCGCAUCUUCCCCAACGGGACCGUUCUUUACGCGCUGAGGAUUACCACCACUGUGGCCUGCAACAUGGAUCUGACCAAGUAUCCCAUGGACAAGCAGACCUGCACGUUACAACUGGAGAGCUGGGGUUACAACAUUAAUGAUGUUAUGUUCUACUGGACCAGAGGAAAUGAGUCUGUCAGUGGUUUAGACACUCUACAGCUGGCUCAGUACACAGUAGAGGACCACUACACCUCGGUCUCAGAGGCCAUCUAUGAAACUGGCCAUUACCCCAAGCUGGUCUUCCACUUUGAGCUGAAGAGGAGCAUUCUGUACUUCAUACUGGAGACUUACGUCCCCUCAAGCCUGCUGGUGGUCCUCUCAUGGGUUUCCUUUUGGAUUUCCCUGUCCUCUGUUCCAGCACGUAUUUGUAUAGGAGUAACCACAGUGCUGACCAUGACCACUCUGAUGAUGGGGGCCCGCACAUCACUGCCCAAUGCCAACUGCUUCAUCAAGGCCAUCGAUGUUUACUUGGGAAUUUGCUUCAGCUUUAUCUUUGGAGCGCUCAUCGAGUACGCUGUGGCCCACUUCUGCACGCUCACAUACACCGACUCACACAUGAUCAUGUAUGGCCACCACAUGCACGACUUUGACGAUGAGAUGAAUGGCAUCGUCACCACCAUCUCCACUCAUUCCAGAGCCAAAAGACGCAAGGAGCCUGCUGCAACUCCUCCCCCAGCUCCUACCUCCACAGAACUCACUGUCAGCCCCUCCAGCCCUACGGGCAGUGAGCCUAAGCCUGAGGCGUCGCCUCCGGAGACUACCAACUGGUGCCUCACUGUCCUGGCCACCCUUCGCAAAGUGCUCCGCUCCAUAAACUGCUGUCAUGUGGAGAACCCCCACCACAUAGACAACUACUCCAGAGUCACCUUCCCCCUGUCUUUUGUCAUGGUUAACCUGCUCUACUGGACAUAUUAUCUGUACUUCUAGCAUAUGCUCUAGUGCAAUGUGUCCCAGAGAGUGUGAGACAGAGAGUGUAUGUAGACAAGAAGUGUACUUUACUGUAUUUGUUAUUUAGAUGUGUUCUGAGAUGAGUGUGUUUAAUUUCUACAUUUGGAUUCAUGAGCAAAGUAGCAUACUAUUAUGGGAUUGUUUUUGGGAAGAAAUAAUGCUCAUGACUACAGCUCCAUUUUUUAUAAUAACAUGUAUAAGUCAUUGCUUCAGAUUUUAUAUAUCUGGCUUCAUUACAAAGAGUGGGCAUACCUGGCAUUGACUGGCAAGAUUUGGUCAACUCUGAUACACCUUGAGAUGAAAAAGACCUUUGCUUACAAGAAGAGAAAUCAUCUUUCCUGAGAUAGUAUCAUUGUGCAGGUUGUUAAUGUCUGACACAGAGAACAUGGAGGUGUAAUUCAAGGUUGACAGAAUUUGCUAGCACUGUCGAGCGAGGGUAAAUGCCUGUUGUGAUAGAUUGAUCAUUGAUACUUUACAACUUUAUUUUCCAUUUCUGCCUGCAGAUACAACAUUUAAAGUGAAAAAUAACGGAUUGCAGAAGAAGUGUGAAAAAGAGAAACUAGGGUGGUUGAAAAAUAACUCAACAAGAGAGUGUAUUAAUAACCAUAAACCAGUCUCCCAAGGACGAUCAUUUCUCCUCACUGUUGAAAUCUCCCUUUCUUCUCUGUCCUUCUGUGAGUUAUUUUUAAUUCAGAGAGAAAUACUGUCUCUCUUUGCCUGGAUUUAUUUUUUUCAUUGACACUAUAAAUGUAGUGGCCUUUGAUACCCUCAGUCAUACUCUGGAAAUCUAGCCACCAUGAACAGUCUUAUGGCACUUGUCAUCACACAAAUCUGCUCUGCUGUUCCCUAAGGCAGGGAACUUGCCCACCUAACUAAUGGAACUACACAGUGUUCAACAUGAUAUAAAUACAUAAUGGAUCAUGUUAAUAAAUAGAGCUAUUUAUCUUAGAGUGCCUUAGUUAGCAUCAUCCUGGUUUCCUGAACAAAAAGGGGCAUUACAUUAUAUCAGCUUUUGGAUUAAUGCAGAAAAUAAGCUCUGUGACAAAGUUUAUGAUACUUAAAUGUUUUGUUCAGCAUAAUAAUCUUGACAAAUGAACAAAACUUCUAUUAUUUUUAAAGCCUAAAUACAAUUUCAGAGGUAAAAACCAAAUAUUAGGCUAUAAACGAACUACACCACGGUCACGUGACUUAAACAUCACUACCACUUAACUUUUAACCUGUAGAUUGAUUUAACUUUUACCUUCUCUACAAAAGACUUUGUUAGUAAUAGUUUGCAAAAGCAUGAGUAGCAACACAAUGAGCCUGUAAAGGUGGACUGGUGAGUAGAUCGGUUUUCGUGUACAGCAUGAUGACAUUUAAUGUCCAUGACAACCUAUGUAGUCUCAUUUAGCUACUUGUUAGCAACCACCCUUAAUUAACAAAUGUAAAAGUUUAAAGAUAUCAGUCAUGAGAUAUUCACUUACAUAUUUGAUGUCAAAAAAGAACACAUGAAAAUGUACUGAGUUUGCAUUAACCACAAACCUUAUUUCAGCCAUCUAACCAAAAUCCCAUUCAAAAACUCAUAGACUUCGGGAUGAGGGAACCAGAAGUGCUAAAAUAAUAAUUAAUUCAAAAUGCUACAUUUUCAGUGUAAUAACUAAUAACUAACUUUCUUUCUCUCUAUUUAGUUCAACAAGGCUACAUUAAGAUAGCCAGCUAACACUACAAAUUGUGAGCUUGGAUUAUGUACUUGGGAUUAUGAAGCGCCAGUAUUAGCAACAGCAGCUAAUUGGCUAAGUGGAAGGUGCCACAGCAGGUUUGUGAUUUUAAAUAUGUCCCUAAGAGAGAGACACAGACUUUUGUUAGAAGUAAACAAAGUCUUUCUCGUCAGUUCCUCUCACAAAGUGGAGCUAGCUAGCUAGCGGGCAGAAUAGCUCUGGCAGGUGGCGAGUUGGCUAGGUUAAGUGGGGUGCAUCUGACUGGCUGACCUGUGAGGGGGUGGUGAUUGGUGAAUACAACACUGUCAUUAAAGAAUAACAUUAUGAAAUAAAAAGUAUUACUGAACACUUUGUGGUUCCAUACAAACUGGGUAGGUACAAUAGAUGUGAAGAUAUAGCAGAGCAACACCUGAGCAGUCAUGUAGGCUACCAUUAUAUAGUGAAAUAGAGAAUAUGUAGUACUUCUUUCUUUAUGGGCUGCAGGUAGUGUUUCUCACUGUCCUUUUGUAACACAAAGUAGUAGGCAGAAUUAGAUGUGUUAGAUAUUGUAGAAAGAAUGAAUAUAAAUGAAAUAGCCAAACUAUUUCAACAGGAUGUCAACAAACGGUAAAAUGCCUGGAUGUGCUCCAGUUGAGAUAUCACUCCCUUUCUCAGUUUUUUAAGCUAUUGUCAUUUUCUGCUUUGUGAGUGUCAAGUGUUCAAGUUCAGGUGAUUCAGUAUGUUUGCUACCAGUAACGUGAACCAAAGAACCACUGAUUCCUAUUGAUUUCACCCAUCCUCUUGGUUUGCCCUCAGUUCUUCUAGUUGGAUAUUCUAAUUGCAUUUUCAAAUGUUAAUAUCAUAUCGUUAGUCAUAGGAGAACUCUGAAAUAGCAUGCAGUCAAUAAGCAGAUGAACAUGACAAUUCAUAUUUCAGAUGGAGAACAGGAUUCAGUUGAACAAAGAGAUGCAUGUUUAUUGCUGUAUUGAAUAUUGCUGUGACAUACUUUCACUCAAUUUAAAUGGAAGCUGGAUUUAACAGUCCCUUUAGCCAUAAUGCAAUUCACAGAAGUUCCAUUUUAAAGAAACUACCUUUCAAUGUGUAUUGAACAUAAUGCAAGGCUAAAACGUUAAUAUCUAUUUGUGCUUCAUUGCCUUUUAAACUGUUUAUGUUCAUAUUUUACUGCACUGCUUCUCAUGUUUUUAUCUAUUUUUAAAUAUGCCAUCAACUAUCAAACUUUUUGACUGCUCUCUUUGCCUGCCAAUUAUAGAAAAGUAGGAUUUACUUUAGUUUCUGUUCUUCCUGCAUGAUUAUCAAGUGCUUUUGUUUCUUCAGUUUUGUUUGAUUUUGUUUUGGUUUAACAUGAUGGAGAAGAAUCAUCUUAUACCGCUCAGCUGAGGCUAUUGAAAGGAUUAAAUUAAACAUUUUGAUUGCUAGUGAUUCCCCUUUGAUUUGGGGUCAGUGCAGGAUGUUCAAACUUCUGUUCUUAUUUUCAGUUAUUUGAACUUAAUUCUCUGAAAGGAUGAGUGAUCAGUGACAGUGUAUUUGCCACUGACUGAGCUGCGCCUGCUCAGUGGAUGUCAGUGAGCAGUGACCCAUUGAAAAGGUCAGUGUGAUAAAACACAGACUGUCAGGUUUUAUACAAUAUAGCACCACAGUUGUAAUUUUGAUAGUUAACUCCUCAGUAAAUAGUUCAAGAAAUGAAUGCCAUUAUGGAGCCAAAGAACCACAAGAGAAACCACUAAAGCUUUCUGUCAGUGUGGAUGCAAAUAGAACAUUUUUUCCACCCGGUGGUAAAGUUGAUCCAUACACAAGUCUGGACAGUAUCAAUUGUCCUAUGGCUCCACGGUCACAACUACAUUAUCAGGGCUGGUUUGCUCUGAAUGGACAGUAUUUUGGAUGGCUAUGAAUACCCAAGGAAGGUGCGAACAUUACCGAAAGAAAGUUACAAAACAGAACAUUAGGGGCAACAUUCCCAGGACAUAUUUAAAGCAACUUUUCAGCAACUUUUUGGGCAACAGAAAAUAGGGGAAGAUGGCUACUGCAUUGGACUGCCCUUUCUUUUCUUGUUGUGAGACGUGUAAAAUAAUGCCUCAAGGUGACGUUGGCUACCAACCUCACAGUUCCUUGGACAUCUUCAUGUGAUAUGUAUUUAUAUACUGUAAUACCAUGUUAAUAUAGGUAUCAGUUUGCUUAACCUGUUGUAAAUAAAUAUUAACACUAUGCAUGUUUAUUUGGUGUAUGAAUAUGAAUGAUAGCAAUAAAAAGAGGUUUAAAGUG
Messenger RNA from Seriola aureovittata, 5640 nucleotides. It is a transcript of the gene gabrzb, whose product is annotated as gamma-aminobutyric acid receptor subunit pi. The transcript has 10 exons. The record is from RefSeq and is a predicted model, not a curated record. Lineage: Eukaryota; Metazoa; Chordata; Actinopteri; Carangiformes; Carangidae. Gene Ontology annotation, molecular function: extracellular ligand-gated monoatomic ion channel activity; GABA-A receptor activity; neurotransmitter receptor activity. Gene Ontology annotation, cellular component: neuron projection; synapse; GABA-A receptor complex. Gene Ontology annotation, biological process: monoatomic ion transmembrane transport; nervous system process; signal transduction. The coding region runs from base 284 to 1663 and encodes 459 amino acids.